This is a messenger RNA of Atta colombica, 1234 nucleotides long. RefSeq names its product 1-acyl-sn-glycerol-3-phosphate acyltransferase alpha (gene Agpat1). Bases 252 to 1070 code for a protein of 272 amino acids. NCBI's taxonomy places the organism in Eukaryota, Metazoa, Arthropoda, Insecta, Hymenoptera, Formicidae. Gene Ontology annotation, biological process: phosphatidic acid biosynthetic process. The record is from RefSeq and is a predicted model, not a curated record. The transcript has 4 exons. Gene Ontology annotation, cellular component: endoplasmic reticulum; membrane. Gene Ontology annotation, molecular function: 1-acylglycerol-3-phosphate O-acyltransferase activity.
ACGGCAGUGUUUCGCUUGCGCAGCAGCGUGUCACGUCGCGCCAGCUUCGAGGGAUCCCCGUCGUCGGAAGCCCCGCCAAGUCUCGGGCAUCGGGCGAGGGAGCGAGCCCGUCUGCGCUCGUGAUAAAAUCGCGUGAGCGUAAUCGUUGUGGGAGAAAGAACGUAGAAAAAGAAGAGGAAAGAGCGGAAAGCUCGCGUGUUCGAAAUUCGUUUCGUGUCGUCCCGCGUCCGUUGUCCCUACGGCCGCGGAAGAUGGCUCCGUCGUGUUUCGAGGUGAUCCUCGUCGGUUUUAUCCUCGUGCUGCCGUUUCUCUACGAGACCAGCCGCACCUUCCGUUAUUACUUCAAGUUCCUCAUUUAUUAUGGUGUCGUGAUGAUGACCGCAGUCGUGCUCAUGCCCAUCCUCUCGUUGCGGCCUGGCAAUAUCAAGAACUUCCUAAUAGCAUCGUGGUCGUGUCAACACAUUAGCACUCUGCUAGGACUGCGAUGGGAACUGCGAGGAAGGGAGCACUUGGAGAAGAAUAGGGCUUGUAUAAUUGUGGUAAAUCAUCAGAGCUCAUUAGACGUAUUGGGAAUGUUUGAUCUUUGGCCGGUGAUGGACAAAUGCACUGCUGUUGCCAAAAAAGAAAUUUUCUAUGCAUGGCCGGUCGGCUUGGCCGCAUGGUUGUGCGGUCUAAUUUUCAUCGAUAGAAUGAAUUCCGAGAAAGCGCGAUCCGCCCUCAAUACCGCCACGAAGGAGAUCAAGGAUAAGAAGAUUAAACUGUGGAUAUUCCCUGAGGGAACUAGACGUAACACUGGUGAGAUACAUCCUUUCAAGAAGGGUGCCUUCCAUGUCGCGAUCAGAUCGCAGUUACCCAUACUACCAGUUGUAUUCUCUUCUUAUUAUUUCUUAUCCGCGAAAGAGAAGAGAUUUGAUUCCGGACGCAUCGUCGUGACGACAUUACCACCCAUUUCAACUGAGGGACUCAGUACGGACGACGUAGAAGAAUUAAUGGAAAAGACACGAAGCACCAUGAGUGAAGUAUUUCACGCGACAAGUCGUGAAAUUCAACAAUCCCUUCCUGUUCGGUAAGAAUACAUCGAAUGAUCAUUAUUAGACUGUAACGGGCUCAUCUUAUUAAAAAAUGAGCAAAUGCUUACUUCUUUACAAGCCGUGGGGGAAAACAUUUUUUACGAAACAUAACAUAGGUCGAGACAAGAUCUUCGAAAUUUUUAAUUUUUCAUAGAUAUUGAGAA